This is a messenger RNA of Monoraphidium neglectum, 504 nucleotides long. Its product is annotated as glutamate 5-kinase. NCBI's taxonomy places the organism in Eukaryota, Viridiplantae, Chlorophyta, Chlorophyceae, Sphaeropleales, Selenastraceae. Gene Ontology annotation, molecular function: glutamate 5-kinase activity; ATP binding. Bases 1 to 504 code for a protein of 167 amino acids. The record is from RefSeq and is a predicted model, not a curated record. The transcript has 4 exons. Gene Ontology annotation, cellular component: cytosol.
AUGCACGCGCCUCGUGGCGUCAUCAAGAUCGGCACCAGCAGCCUCAUCAACGAGGGGUUCCACAGCCUCAACCUCUCAAAUUUGGCACGAGUGUGUGAGGUCAUCAAGCAGCUGCACAAUGAGGGCCACUUUGUCAUCCUGGUGUCGAGUGGCGCCGUGGGCGUGGGCUGCCAGCGCCUGGGCCUAACGGUGCGCCCCACCAAGCUGGCCCAGAAGCAGGCCCUGGCGGCUGUGGGGCAGGUCCACCUCAUGCGCUACUACCAGGACUUCUUCCAGGCCCUGGGGCUGACGUGUGCCCAGGUGCUGCUGACCCUGGAGAACCUGGCGGACCGCUCACAGUACAUCAACGCGCGCAGCACCUUCACGGAGCUGCUGGCCUACGGCGCCAUCCCCGUGGUCAACGAGAACGUGAGGCCGCGCCCCGGGGAGGGUGGAGGGAGGGGGGCCUGGGUGGUGGCGCUGCGCCGUGCCCUGGGGGAGACCUCCAGGACGCGUUGGGUCUGA